This is a messenger RNA of Purpureocillium takamizusanense, 1784 nucleotides long. RefSeq lists its product as uncharacterized. Gene Ontology annotation, molecular function: oxidoreductase activity, acting on CH-OH group of donors; flavin adenine dinucleotide binding. The record is from RefSeq and is a predicted model, not a curated record. The transcript is spliced from 3 exons. Lineage: Eukaryota; Fungi; Ascomycota; Sordariomycetes; Hypocreales; Ophiocordycipitaceae. Bases 1 to 1731 code for a protein of 576 amino acids.
AUGGAAUCGUCAACGUUUGACUUUAUAGUGGUGGGCGGAGGUCCAGCGGGAUGCGCCGUGGCAGCGGGCGUUGCGAACACCGCCAAGAAGCCCAAAGUGCUGCUCAUUGAAGCCGGCGGCGACAACGGCGACAAGACGCUCCGGGUCGACGGCCAAAGAUGGAUCACCGUCGCGAACCAGGAGAUGAACUGGGGCUACAAGACGACGCCCCAGGAGCACUGCGACGGCCGCGAGCUCGACUACUUCCGCGGCAAGGGGCUCGGUGGCUCCAGCGCCGUCAACUUUGGCGUCUUCACGGUCGGCGCGCGCGACGACUACGCCGAGUGGGUACGCAUCGUCGGCGACGACUCGUUUGGCUGGGACAGGAUCCAGGGCCGACUGAAGAGGCUCGAGACGUUUCACAACGACCUUCCUCGGGACCUGCAGGGCAAAUAUGCCAGUCCAAGGGCAGAGGACCAUGGCACGUCUGGACCCCUGCACACCGGAUAUGCUGCAGAGUGCGAGAAGGACCUGCCGCCGAUGCUCGAUGUUUUCCAGGAAGCUGGCUUCCAUUUGAACCCAGAUCACAACUCGGGCAAUCCGAUCGGCAUGUCUAUGCUCAUCAACUCGUGCGCCAAGGGUCUGCGUUCUACAGGCCAAGACCUGCUUCAGCCUCGGCCAGAGAACCUCACCGUCAUCAGCUCGUCACCCGUGCAACGGAUCAUUCUGGAAGGAAAUAAGGCCGUAGGUGUUGAGUCGAACGGCAAACGAUACCUCGCGUCGAAGGAAGUCAUUCUCUCGGCCGGGUCCUUGGAUAGCCCAAAGAUUCUCAUGCACUCCGGCAUCGGCCCCGAAGGACAGCUGCAAGAGUAUGGAAUACCCGUCGCCAAGCAUGCAGCCGCCGUGGGCCAGGGUCUGCGAGACCACCAAUUCUGCCCGCUCGCCUUCACUCGCGUGGAGGGCGACACCGACCGCGCCGAGUUCUACGGGGACCAAAAGGUCAUGGAUGGCGCAAUGGAGCAAUGGAAGAAGGACCAGACGGGCCCCUGGUCCAAGUUUGCCUGUCAGCUAGGAGUCGGCUACUUCAAGCUGGACAAGCUCACGGCGUCGGACGAGUUCAAGGCGCUCCCGGCCGAGGAGCAGGCCUUUCUAACCAAGGAGACGAUUCCUCACUGGGAGAUCAUCACGCACGCUCCGAUCCAUUGGUUCUCGCCCGACUUUCCCCAAGACUGCCUCAACGCGUCCGCCUUCAUCGUGUUUUACUACAACGCCCAGGCUCGGGGAGAGGUGACGCUGCAGUCCAAAGACCCCAACGUGCCGCUCAAGAUGGACCCCAAGUUCCUCGCGACGCCGUUUGACCGGCGCGUGGCCAUUGAGGCGCUCCGCGAGGCCCUGCGGGUGGCCAAGCAGGACAGCUACGCCAAGAACAGCGUGGCUAUGAUCGCGGGGCCGAAGAGCGACUCGGACGAGGACCUGUUGGCGCACUGGAGACAGACCAUCUCGUCCAGCUGGCACAUGACGGGCACGAUCAAGAUGGGCAAGGGCGGGGACGCCGACGCUGCUGUGGACGCUGACUUCCGGUUCAUCGGCAUUGAUAACCUCCGGGUGGCGGACAUGAGUGUGGUUCCUGUCCUGCCCAGCGGCCACACCCAAGCUGUUGCCUACCUCACGGGCGUGACUUGUGCGGAGAAGAUUGUUGAAGAGUAUGGGCUCGCCUGGGCGGGCAAUGAGGUGACUACGAAGAAGAUGUAGUCGGUGUAGUACAGAACAGUGGCGUACAGUAUACGUUGAUGCAAAGAGGUGAG